ACAAAGCUCCGCCGCCGCCUGCUCCUCCCUGUCCUCGCGGCGCGCUGCGGCCCGUCGUGCGGCCCCGCCCCCGAGGCCCUCGGCGCCGCCUCGCCCGGCCGGCCUCCUUCCCCGUCCGGAGCCGCGCGUGAGGACGGCUGAGGCCGCAGGAGUGCUUGGAAGAACAAUGCGUGUGAGUCUUUGACAUGAUGAUAUCCAUCCGGCAGAGAAAAGAAAUAAAAACCACAGAAGUUUCUGAGCAUUUUCCAGUACAAGAAGAAAAUGUGAAGUUGGAAAAUAAAGUGCCAUCUGGUUGUACCAGUAGAAGAUUAUGGAAGAUUGUAUCAUUUACAGUUGGUGGAACCGUUGCCCUUUGCAUGGGACUUCUCACGUCUGUCUACCUUGCCACGUUACAUGAGAAUGAUUUGUGGUUUUCUAAUAUUAAGGAAGUGGAGCGAGAAAUCUCAUUCAGGACGGAAUGUGGACUGUAUUACUCCUACUACAAGCAAAUGCUACAGGCGCCAACCCUUGUACAAGGUUUUCAUGGCUUAAUAUAUGAUAAUAAAACUGAAUCCAUGCGGACAAUUAACCUCCUUCAACGAAUGAAUAUUUACCAAGAGGUUUUUCUCAGUAUUUUGUAUAGAGUUCUACCCAUACAGAAAUAUUUAGAGCCAGUUUAUUUUUAUAUUUAUACCUUAUUUGGGCUGCAGGCAAUUUACGUGACAGCUCUUUAUGUCACCAGCUGGCUCCUUAGUGGUACCUGGCUCUCAGGACUGUUAGCAGCCCUCUGGUACGUCGCAAACAGAAUAGAUACCACAAGAGUUGAGUUUACCAUCCCGCUGAGGGAGAACUGGGCACUGCCAUUCUUUGCAAUUCAGAUAGCAGCAGUUACCUAUUUCCUGAGACCAAACUUACAGCCUCUUUCUGAAAGGCGGACGCUUCUUGCCAUUUUCAUAUCAACUUUUCUCUUUAGUCUGACAUGGCAAUUUAAUCAAUUUAUGAUGCUGAUGCAAGCAUUAGUGCUGUUCAUACUGGACUCCUUGGACAUGCUGCCGGCAGUGAAGGCAACAUGGCUGUAUGGUAUACAGAUAGCAAGUUUACUCUUGGUCUGCAUUCUCCAGUUUUUUAAUUCCAUGAUUCUUGGAUCAUUGCUUAUCAGUUUUAACCUUUCGGUGUUAAUUGCAAGAAAACUUCAGAAAAACCUGAAAACUGGAAGCUUCCUUAAUAGGAUUGGGAAACUUUUGUUACAUUUAUUUAUAGUUUUAUGCUUAACACUUUUUCUCAACAACAUUAUUAAGAAAAUCCUUAAUCUGAGGUCAGAUGAACAUAUAUUUAAAUUUCUGAAGGCAAAAUUUGGGUUUGGAGCAACAAGGGAUUUCGAUGCAAAUCUGUAUCUGUGUGAAGAAGCCUUUGGCCUCCUGCCUUUGAAUACAUUCGAAAGGCUUUCCGAUACUCUGCUUUUUUAUGCCUACAUAUUUGUUCUGUCCAUCACGGUGAUUGCAGCAUUGAUUGUUGCCUUUCAUAAUCUCAGUGAUUCUACAAACCAGCAAUCCAUGGGUAAAACGGGAAAAUGCACAGUGGACCUGAAACCAGAAACUGCAUACAAUUUAAUCCAUACCAUUCUGUUUGGAUUCUUGGCAUUGAGUACAAUGAGAAUGAAGUACCUCUGGACGUCACACAUGUGUGUAUUCGCCUCCUUUGGCUUGUGCAGCCCCGAGAUAUGGGAGUUACUUUUAAAGUCAGUCCAUCUUUACAACCCAAAGAGGAUAUAUAUAAUGCGAUAUUCAGUACCGAUAUUAAUACUGCUGUAUCUGUGCUAUAAGUUCUGGCCAGGAAUGAUGGAUGAACUCUCCGAGUUGAGAGAAUUCUAUGACCCAGAUACAGUGGAGCUGAUGAACUGGAUUAAAUCUAACACCCCAAGAAAGGCUGUGUUUGCUGGAAGCAUGCAGUUGCUGGCCGGAGUGAAGCUGUGCACGGGACGGACCUUGACCAACCACCCGCACUACGAGGACAACAGCCUGAGAGAGCGGACCAGAGCGGUCUACCAGAUAUAUGCAAAGAGGUCCCCAGAGGAAGUGCACGCCCUCCUGAGGUCCUUCGGCACUGACUACGUAAUCCUGGAAGACAGCAUCUGCUAUGAGCGAAGGCACCACCGGGGCUGCCGGCUCCGGGACCUGCUGGAUGUCGCCAACGGACACACGAUGGACGGCCCAGGAGAGAACGAUCCCGACCUGAAACCCGCGGACCACCCUCGCUUCUGUGAGGAGAUCAAAAGGAACCUGCCCUCCUAUGUGGCCCACUUCACCCGAGUGUUCCAGAACAAGACCUUCCACGUCUACAAGCUGUCCAGAAAUAAGUAGCAGGUUUUGGUGCAGCGAGACCGCGUCGUAAUCAAACUCAGUAGGUGACGUGUCCUCUGUAAUAGGCUGCCGCACCUUAAAGCUGUGAUGCGUGAGUUCUGCAUAUGUUUACACGCGCGUCGCCACCUUUGAACGCUUCCUCUUCAGGCUGACGUCUCGUUUGUCCUUUCCAUGUAUGUGCUUCAGCGCUGUGUUCACAGCGUUCGGAGUGAGCAGGAGUCUUGUCUGCUUUUGUUUGUUUGUUUGUUUUGAGAAGAUAAUUGUGUGUUCUGUGGAUGGUCUGGACAGCCACGGAAAAAGACGGGAAAUGAGAGUGUGAUCAAGACCCGGGAUCCUUCACAUUUUCAGUUGACCAAGACUGCCACAGUGGUUGUGUGGCGCAGCGAGGACGCAGCAUUAAGUUAUUUAGUAGUAUCUCACUGGUGGCUUUUUUACAAAGCUCUUUAUUAUCCUGUUUCACCUUGAAAUUUUAUGAUGUUUUUCAGUCAUCAUGCUUUUAACAUUAAUUCCCACCCCCCAAAAAACCCCACAUCAUGCAAAGUCUUUGUAUAUAUCUUAAGCAUUUUGUCAUGCUGCGUCUAAGAUGUAAGGUAUAGCGUUCAGUAUUACCUGUCGUGUAUUAACUGUGUGUGUGUGUCUUUUAGUAAUGGGCACAGAAAACCAUUACAAGUUCAUGUUGUGAGUCCUUAAAGGGACAGAAAGGUAUGUAGUCAAGUGGAAUUUGUUACUGUUCAGUGUUACAUUUUAAAAAACCUGAUACUCUGUAAUCUUCUCCUGCAAGCAACUUUGCUUUCUUACUCAUUUCAAUUUACUAGGUUUGCAAAAUUUUGUAACCUUUUUGUGUUUUUAGCCUUUGUAUUUUUUACAGCCUAGACCCUUGCAAAGUCUGAAACUUUUUUAAAUGUUGUAUCUGAUUUUUGGCAGACAGCAUUUGCAUACCAAGCUUGCCGUGGUCUCCCGUCUUCACUGCGAGGGCCCUGGGGCCUUUCUUUUCCUUGCUAGAAGGUAACCAAGUGCCUCUAAGCCCUGCUCGUUUGUAAACAAUGAAGAGGAUCAUGUGAACCUGCUCAAAAUUUUUUGAUAAUUGCUUUUAUAACUCAUUUCUAAUGAUGGGGACAUGUAAAAGUUGCUGAUAAAAGCAUAGUGUCCAUUUAAUUAAGUCAAGAUGGCUAAUGAAAUUAACUUUCUCUCCUCCCCUUACCAGUGGGCAAUGAUUUAGACGUUUCUCCUCGCAGUUGUGUUGAAGUAAAUUACUAUAGGCGUCAAGACAGACCCGUCACGUGCUCGCACGAUUUUGUACGCAGUGACUGCUUACUAAUGAGCGUUCAGAAGAUUUUUACACUGUCACGUCAGAACCCAGGAUACUCAGUUUUUAAUCAAAACUCGUUUAAAAUAAAAAUUGACAGUAACUGGGUUAUUGAAUUAUGUAACUGAAACCGCCUAGGUUAUAUAUUUCCUGUAUCCCUUAAUAAGGUUGGAGACCACUGCAGUUUAGGAUAAUAAAAUAAUAAAACAUUUCAAUCAGCACUAAAACUUUAAUUAAGCCAGUAAUGAUGCGUGUCUGUUGGCUGACAGCACGGGUCGGUACAGCCUUCAGCGAGUGCCUGACUCUAUUUGAAACCACGCACAUGUAAGGUACAGUCAGUCAGAUGAUGUGGUUUUGAUUUUAAAAAUCCUCUGUUGCUUUUUGGGAUAUAUUUAAAUUUAUUUUAAAUAUGUAUUAGUCUAAGCAUUUGGGUAUAUGAAGGCUCCUUAUCCAAGGAACACCCACUGAAGUUUUUAUGCUUAUCAUCGCUGCAUUGAUGGCCUACAGUGAAUUUUUUUUUUUUUUUUUUUUACAGUUUAGGUGCCAGUGUUGCCAAAAAUAUUUAUUGUUCAGUUUUUAGUGAAAAAUACAAAGUGCCAAAAAAAAAUCUUUGCAAGCCAGAGUCCAUACAUCAACUCUUCCCAAGACACUGUGACCAUGUACAGUAGAAGUUUCUAUUUCCUGAUGACCAAAUCCCUCAGUGGAUUCGUGCACUCAUCAGUAUUUUCUUCCAUGACCUUCUCCUUGGAGUAUGCAGGCAGAGAGAGAGAGGACGAGCGCCUGACACCUGGCUCUGGUGUCCGGCCCACCCAGCCAAAGCAAGAGACUUGUGGCUUAAGCUCCCCACCACACAGGCCUUAGUGGCUGUCUUAACAUUUGGUAGUAACCUCAAGCAUGGCUCUGGUUUUUAUCAAUAGGAAAACCACUUGAUUUUUGCUUCUCAGCAGUCAAAAGAACCUCUCAGUCCAACAGAAGUGCUCUUACUGGACUCCUCAGAGCCCUGCAGCCUCCACCCUCUAGGAGCUGCCUGCCCUGCACAGCCGGCGGCUGCACCUGGCACCUGUGCUCCCACCCCCACCAAGCUUCUCUGUGCAGGUUCUACUUAUGUUGUAAGUACACAUCUCAGUUAACCAUUUAUGGAAACUUAGGGAAUAUGAUUUUAAAAAGAACAUUAUUUCUGUAAAAAUUAACUUGAAUGCUUUGAGAAACUAAUAAAAAUUACUUUGAAAUGAGGAGUGAUUGAGAAAAUUGUAAAAUACUAGGGAGAAAAGAAGUCAAGAAGAUUUUUGAGUUGUGCUUCACGGAUUUAUCUAAGUACUCAUUCCAUCUUUAAGAAAAAUCUAAGCCAGUGGGAAGGUGUUAGAAGGUACGCAAAUCACGUCACUGGUGUCACACAGAAGUAGAACGGUGAUCAUUGCGUCCUGAGGCAGAUAGUCCUUGGCUUCAGGUCGGAAGUUAGCAGAUGGACGUAGAGUUAUACAUUUCAGGUGACAUGUCCCUCCCUUAGCCCACUUAACUUCAUUAAAUGACCCACUACUGACACUGAUCACAGUGGCUAAUAGAGAUCCCGCGAGCUGAAGCAGCCCAGUCACUGUAUUCCAGCCUUUGGAAGGAGAGAUUCAUUUCCGGGAACGGAGGAGGACACUAUCGAGGCCAGUUGUGGUCUCUGAAGACGAUUCUCCUGCCGUGUGAAUCCGGCCUGGCCUGUGUCUGCGUGUGCGUGUGCGUGUGGGUGGCUGUUGCCAGGUGACAGGGCACGUGUAGAUAUUACAUCCAGUCUGCAUUUUUACUUCACUGUUAACUAAAAAAAAGUUUAUUUUCACUCCACAAUAACUUUCUCUAAGUUGUAAAAGUUUUAGCUCAUCUUUGGCCAGAAUCUACCUGAAUUAACAGAGAUAUUUAAUUUUAAAACUUUGGAAUUACUAGGAUAUAUAAAAUCUCAGAUUAUACAUCUUGCUUUAUCCAUGAUAACUUUUUGGCCUAGGAGAGAGUGCUUGUCUAAGAACAAAGCUUUGAAGAUGAGAGAGACUUUCUUGUUGGAAUUGAUUUUUCUGUUUUUAACAUCCUAGGGUUGAAAUCUUACAAAGAGCUUUUAUAACUUGUUGUACUGAAUUGUAUGGAGAUUAUAUACUAAAUAAAGCUCUUUUAAAUUCCACAA
Molecule: messenger RNA, 5803 nt
Organism: Oryctolagus cuniculus (rabbit)
Lineage: Eukaryota; Metazoa; Chordata; Mammalia; Lagomorpha; Leporidae
Gene: DPY19L3
Product: dpy-19 like C-mannosyltransferase 3
Cellular component (GO): nuclear inner membrane
Molecular function (GO): mannosyltransferase activity
Source: RefSeq, a predicted model, not a curated record